Molecule: messenger RNA, 3717 nt
Organism: Acanthopagrus latus (yellowfin seabream)
Lineage: Eukaryota; Metazoa; Chordata; Actinopteri; Spariformes; Sparidae
Gene: fbxl20
Product: F-box and leucine-rich repeat protein 20
Exons: 15
Coding region: 251-1561 (436 amino acids)
Biological process (GO): SCF-dependent proteasomal ubiquitin-dependent protein catabolic process
Cellular component (GO): SCF ubiquitin ligase complex
Molecular function (GO): protein binding
Source: RefSeq, a predicted model, not a curated record
CAGAUAAGAGAACUGGCUUAUUGGCUGGCUGGCUGCUGCCUGUAGCCCACUUUUUUUUUUUCUUUUAAAUCAUAAACAAGAGGUCUUGCCGUUUGUGUUACAGGGCGAAAAACAACGACAUCGCACCCGCAGGAGCUACCGAGAGGACGGUAGCAUGAUAGUCGAGGAGAGGAAUCGGCAGGAAGAGGGCCCGUAUCUGCAUUUCACUUCGCCUACACCGAAUUCAUUGAGUCGGUAACCAGCGUCCGACAUGGGGAAGGAGGUAAAUGGCGUGUCGCGGAGCCGGUUUGAGAUGUUCACAAACAGUGAUGAGGCGGUCAUCAAUAAGAAGCUGCCUAAGGAGCUGUUGCUACGAAUCUUCUCCUUUCUGGAUGUGGUGACACUCUGUCGCUGUGCCCAGGUCUCACGGUCCUGGAAUGUUCUCGCAUUGGACGGCAGCAACUGGCAACGAAUCGACCUCUUUGACUUUCAGAGGGACAUCGAGGGCCGAGUGGUGGAGAACAUCUCAAAGCGAUGCGGAGGGUUCCUUAGGAAGCUGAGUCUGCGGGGUUGCCUGGGUGUGGGUGAUAGCGCCCUGAGGACUUUCUCGCAGAACUGCAGAAACAUUGAGCUACUUAGUUUGAACGGCUGCACCAAGAUCACAGAUAGCACGUGUAAUAGCCUCAGUAAGUUCUGUCCAAAGCUGAAGCACCUGGACCUUGCCUCCUGUACCUCAAUCACCAACCUGUCACUCAAAGCUCUCAGUGAGGGUUGUCCUCUGCUGGAGCAACUUAACAUCUCGUGGUGUGAUCAGGUCACCAAGGAUGGUAUCCAGGCGCUGGUGCGUUCCUGUCCUGGACUCAAAGGCCUUUUCCUCAAGGGAUGCACACAGCUCGAGGACGAGGCUUUGAAACAUAUCGGGGCCCACUGUCCAGAGCUGGUCACACUCAACUUGCAGACAUGCUCACAGAUCACAGACGAGGGCCUCAUCACAAUUUGCCGGGGUUGUCACCGCCUGCAGUCCUUGUGUGUGUCGGGCUGUGCCAAUAUCACAGACGCCAUCCUGCACGCCCUCGGACAGAACUGUCCUCGCCUCAGAAUAUUAGAAGUGGCCCGUUGCUCUCAGCUUACAGACGUGGGCUUCACUACAUUAGCAAGGAAUUGUCAUGAGCUUGAGAAAAUGGAUUUAGAAGAAUGUGUGCAGAUCACAGAUGGAACACUCAUCCAGCUGUCUAUCCACUGCCCUCGUUUGCAAGUCCUGAGCCUGUCUCACUGUGAGCUGAUCACCGAUGAUGGCAUCAGACACCUCGGCAGCGGCCCCUGUGCUCACGACCGUCUGGAGGUGAUCGAGCUGGACAACUGCCCCCUGAUCACAGAUGCCUCAUUGGAGCACCUGAAGAGCUGCCAUAGUCUGGAUCGCAUCGAGCUCUAUGACUGCCAGCAGAUCACCCGCGCUGGCAUCAAGAGACUAAGGACCCAUCUGCCUAACAUCAAAGUGCAUGCAUACUUCGCUCCCGUCACUCCGCCCCCCUCAGUCGGGGGGAGCCGUCAGAGGUUUUGCCGCUGCUGUGUCCUGCUAUGAUGUAAAGACAACAACCCCCCUCUCCUCCCCUCCGUUUCCCCUCGUACACGUUCCCCACAGCCCGUCACUUGACCCCCAACCUGCUGUCCCCCUUCCGGCCCCCUGUCACAGAGCACAUGCUGGUUUGUGUCGUCCCCCACCACCACCACCACCCUUUGGAGCUGCAGAGAGAGGGAGAGAGCCAAAUAACGCUACAGGAACUUGGGGUAACUUUUCCCAAAAAAACAUUCCCGAAAUCUCUCCACCGCACCGCACAGUACAUGCACAAAAAAAGCAUACACACACAGGUUGACUCUUAGAAGAAUGUCAGAACAUUCCUGGUCUGUGUUCAGCGGAAAAAAAUAAAUCCGAUGUGAUCAGCACUGUUAACUCUUCAUUUUCUUCAAUUGAAAUACACAGUAAUACCAAACGAGGGGAGCUGUACUCUUUACUUAGCAUUUUGACACAGAUUACAGUUGUAGCCUCUAAAACGAAAAUCGAAAAGGCUGGACAAUCCCUCUUAACGUGUCACACAUACUACCCUCCAUAUUGAAGGUCACUUAACAGCUACCUCUAGACGGGAACUGCACUUGAGUGAGACCUGUGUUAGCUUUGUUCUGCAGGCUGUUUAUUUAAAAUAAAAAAAAACAGGGGCAGCAAUGCAACCAGUAAACUGCCGACACCCCCAACACAAGCAGCAGAAGCCCUUUUUGUGAUUUUUUUUUUCCUUUAAGCAUACCUGCAGCUAUUUGCACUUACAGUAAAGCAAUGAUGAGACACUUUACAAAGACGGCCAUCAGAAUUUAAGGCUGGCGUUUCCACUAACAACCUACACACAAACCUUCACUCACAUGUACACACUGAGCUUGCUACACCUGUACCCUCACCUCUCUCUGUCUCUCUGUCUACAAUCAGAAGCUUCAACGUACCGAAGAGGAAAAAAAAAAAGACAAAGUUUAAUAUUUUUCUAAAAAAAAAAAAAAAAAGGACACCAAUUCAGACUCACAAGUGGGGACUCGAGAAGAUGCCAAAUGUUGCAUGUAACACCUCUAGUUUUUUAAAAUCUAAUUGUAAAUAUGUGAGGACUGUGGAGUCCGAGAGUCGAAGCCAGCUAAACAACAGAGGUGGAGAUGAGAUGGGGGGGGCAGAGAUUGCUGUCUUUCUGAGGGAAUUAUGGCAAAGCUCACACAUGCUUGUGUGUUUUGGAAUAUGUGCUGGAGCUUUGGACGGUCAAAAGCCUGGACUUGAUCUGGAGUUUGAUGGCAGAACUGAUGCUGGCCUGCGAGGUCUCAUGUCAACAAACAGAUGAAACAGAAAAGUUCUAAAGACACUCAUUUGACAGAAGAAGAAGAGAAAAAAAAAAGUCUGACAUCACUACAUGAAUUCAUGCUGUCAGACCUGGACAAUGGAAAGAAAAAGCCAACUGAAAACAAUCAAAGUACGUCUAUUUUUCAGUUAGUUUGAUUUCAUUUAGUUGCUCUUGUUUUCGCAUCGGUGACGGUUCUGAUGACGCGGAACUGGUGAACCACGUGCGGCAGUGAGAGGACAUCGCCGACUCCUCAACUCCUACGAGGCCUUGCAGGGGACGGAGUGGCAGCAUGUUGGCACCCUUGCCACCUCCUCUGUCUGUCUGGGACCAGCGACGCUGCUGGUGGUAAAGUCUGGAUCAGACUGGUGGAGUCACUGCAAAAAGGAAGUCAACUGAAUCUGGAGUGCACAAUUCUGGCCUGCUGACAGAUAUGAUGGACAUUUAUGUCACAACGGAGGGCUAUAAUGGACUACAGCCCCGCCCUAUGAAGUAUUGAAGCCUUUUCUUAUGGAUUAUCUUCUCCUGCACUUGCACCUGCUUUAUUCUGUGUCUCUUUUACUGCCCCAUUUCAUUUUAUAAAUGUGUCUUUUACUGCUUUUCUUUCUGAUUUUCUCUGGAACUCAGACCUUUUCUCUUCUUUUGCUUUUCUGUUUUUGGUGUGGUUUUGGAUUGCGCCUGCUUUGUUUUUUGAAGUCACGAGUUCAGUGUCUCCAAGUUGAGUUUGAGUCCUCUUCCAGUCCUCGGUUUUUGAUCUGAUGGUGUUUUGUGUUUUUAUUAAGAGUUUAUUGUUACUAAAUGUCCAGAGUGUAGCCUUUGUCCAGGGGAAGUGUUUGGCGCCAGUGCAAUUGUAAUAAAUGUUCAAAUUUGA